AUGGCGACCGACGCGAGCGAGACGAUGGUGGAGGACGCGGUGGGCGCAGAGGAUGGGUUCGAGGAGUUACACGUGUUUGAUUUCGAUGGGACGCUCGUGGACACGCCGACGCCGAAGGAAGGGAUGAGAUCGUACGAGAUCGCCACGGGUCGAGAGUGGCCGUUUCAGGGAUGGUGGGGACGUGCGGAGUCGUUGGAACCGCCGUUGACGAUGGCGUCGGGGCCGGCGUUGGAUGAGUACAGGGAGAGCGCGGCGAACGCGACGGUGGCGCGCGUCAUGAUGACGGGUCGCCGCGGCAAACUCAGGCAAUCCGUGGAGGCGGUGAUGCGGUCGUUCGACAUCAACUGUCACGAACACAUUUUUAACUGCACGGGACACGACACGUUGUCGUACAAGCAAAAUGAACUGAGGCGGUUGGUGAAAAAGUACAAGCCGAAGCGAGUGCGAAUUUGGGAAGACCGCAUAUCGCACGCGCGAGAGUUUCAAGACAUGGACGUCGAGUUUCGCUCUACGCACGGCGUGGAGUCUUGGCGCGUGACGCUCGUCGAGCCGAGCAACGAUUUCUAA
Messenger RNA from Ostreococcus lucimarinus CCE9901, 567 nucleotides. RefSeq lists its product with no specific name. NCBI's taxonomy places the organism in Eukaryota, Viridiplantae, Chlorophyta, Mamiellophyceae, Mamiellales, Bathycoccaceae. The record is from RefSeq and is a predicted model, not a curated record. Bases 1 to 567 code for a protein of 188 amino acids. The transcript has a single exon.